Messenger RNA from Conger conger (European conger), 5022 nucleotides. RefSeq names its product microtubule associated serine/threonine kinase-like (gene mastl). Gene Ontology annotation, cellular component: nucleus. The transcript is spliced from 13 exons. The record is from RefSeq and is a predicted model, not a curated record. NCBI's taxonomy places the organism in Eukaryota, Metazoa, Chordata, Actinopteri, Anguilliformes, Congridae. Gene Ontology annotation, molecular function: protein serine/threonine kinase activity; ATP binding. Gene Ontology annotation, biological process: peptidyl-serine phosphorylation; intracellular signal transduction. Bases 745 to 3297 code for a protein of 850 amino acids.
UUUUAUUUGAACUACUCUGUUGUUAGGGAUCAGAACUGCAAAUGUCAACUUAAAAUGGCCUCAUUGAGAUAUUGGUAGAGAACAAGAAAAAACAGCAACGAUAAUAAUGUAUCAUACCAAUUGUUCUCUUGACUAGUGCCGCUAGUUUAUCAUACCAUCACUGAAUUGAACAAUAUAGUUUUAAUAAUUAUUGUUAAGUGUUGUCAUUAAAAAAAAUAUUGUUAUAAAAAUCCAUUCAUCAUAACAGCAACCAAAUGUGAUCCGAAUGAAUCAGACGCAGUACAACAAGAGAAAGCAAGAAAAUUUCAGAACUGGAAAUUGGGUUGGGUGACCAAACUGAUGCCUGUUCUGACACACACACACACGCGCGCGCGCACAGAAAUGGCUUUCGCCUGUAUUUAUGAAAGUUCUAAUUUAAUGAAUAUAUAUUUUACACAGUUAGUCGAAAUUGAAUCAAUAAAUAAAUAAUAUGUGUUUCGAUUUAAAUAUCAGGCAGGCUUUCAGCAAACUAUACGUCACGUCGUAGGACCCCCAAGUUGGAGCGGAUUUCAAAUUUUCAAAACAUCCCUAUAGUCAGCUGUCUGUUGUUUUGGUUGCAGAAUAAGUGUUUGGUGCCCUUUUUAUUCGAAUUAAAAAUUGACUGUUUUAGUUGUUGUGCGCCAUCCGAAAUAGAUUUAAUUUUUCAUUUUGAUGUUAGCUGGUUGUCGCUUGCUAGCUAACGGGCUAACGUUAGUGAGCUAAGUUAUGGAGGGAGAAGAAAACCCUGACGGUUCUGCACUCUCUACCAGUUCGGUACAUGAAGCUCCCAGGGCUCCAACAAUUGAGGACUUCAUUGUAUUGAAGCCUAUCAGCAGAGGCGCCUUUGGAAAGGUUUUUCUAGCACGAAAAAAAUUAAACUCGAGACUUUAUGCAAUAAAGGUGGUGAGAAAGGCGGAUAUGGUCGACAAAAAUAUGACAGAUCAGAUGAAGGCCGAGAGAGAUGCACUGGCUCUCAGCAAGAGUCCUUUCAUCGUGCACUUAUUCUAUUCUCUUCAGACGGUCACCAAAGUGUAUCUGGUGAUGGAAUAUCUUAUUGGUGGGGAUGUUAAAUCACUUCUUCAUAUUUAUGGAUAUUUUGAGGAGGACAUGGCAAUGAAGUACGUGUCAGAGGUGGCUCUUGCUUUGGACUAUCUGCACAGGCACGGAAUCAUUCACAGAGAUCUGAAACCAGACAACAUGCUCGUCUCUAACGAAGGACACAUCAAGCUCACAGAUUUUGGCCUCUCCAAAGUCAAGCUUGAUCGAGAGUUGAAUCUUGUGGAUAUCCUGACGACACCUUCCUUAGUGAAGCCAAAACAAGAUUAUUUCCGUACUCCUGGUCAAGUCUUGUCAUUGAUAAGCUCCCUCGGUCUUAACACUCCUGCGGUGGAAGGCAAGCGUCACAGCAGCGCCUCGGCCGUGUCCAGCCCCAUGUCCUGCGGCAAAGUGGAGCAGCGCAGAAGGUCCUUCUUCUCACCUGUGAUAAUGAAACAGAAGGACCACUUCUUCUCCCCCAUCUGCGCCGACAGAAAGCUCCACGCGUGCUACCCCCACAGCAGUACGUUCAGUCCUGGUCUUCUGGCCAGGAGUUUGACACCGAGGCUCCUCACCUCCAGGAAGAGGAUCGAAACAUCAAGCGCCAGUAGCCAAUCCUGUCUCUUCCCUUCUACCACGGAGUCUGAAGACUGUGUGAGCCCCCUUUGGGAGGAUGAGCUGGAAAUUGAAGAGACCGAGAAUAUUCCUUACCCACACGGGAGAGAUGCAGUUGACAAAGUGGGUGAUCCGUUUCCUUCCUCUAAUCUACCCGGGGAAAAGGUGCAGGGUUUUAGAAAACCCGGCCGUGAUUCUUCUCUGGCUCCUCUGGGCAACCUGGACCUGAGAGCAUGCCCUCCGAGCCUCUUGCCUUGGAAACCUUCCCCGCUCGGCAAACCAGAGUGUUCAUCUGCUCACCCCCGGCCCUCCGUCGUCCAGACCGCCGAGGCCCGGCUGCCCGCCCGGGCCACCUCCGCUCUGAAAAGGGGCUUCGAGCAGGUGGAGCGAAGUCCUGAGCACAGCAGCGAGGCGAACGGGGAGAGCAACGGCAAGAGCAAGCGCUUCUGCCACGCCCCCACCGGCUCCAGCAGCGGCCUGACCGGGGUGUUUGCGGCCGUCCAGCUCGGCGGUUUCGGUGAAGGGCCGCCCCAAGCCGCCUCGGCCCCCGUGGCGAAGAACCUGCUCAGUGAGCUGGAGGACCCAAGCUGCAAGGGUGACGGGGCGUCGGCCGACUCCAGCCUGGCCUCUUCCCCCGAGGACGACCCCAGGAGGAGCCUGAGCCUCGACUCGGACGGCUCUCUGGAAGACACGUCCGCCCUCUCCAACGGCGACCGCCAGGCCGCGCCCCGGAAGGCCGGCUCUCUGUCGUCGUCGUUUGAGGACGCGGACGAGGGGGCGGGCGGCCCCGCCGUCGCGCCCUGGAGGGGCACCCCCAAGGCGGGCUGGGGUAAUCGGGAGCAGUUGCCCGGGUUUCGGCCUUUGCCGUCCGGUGGGGUCCCGAGGUCCCCUGCUCUACUGAAGCCACGCAACGUGGUGGUGUUCAGGAGUUACUGCAGCUCCAUCGACAGGUCCAACGUGUCUGCCAUCUCGCGCUUCAGCCUGGCGUCUGCGGACGUGAUGGACAUGUCCGCCUCACCCUCCUUCCACAGCCUGUCGGGGACGGUGACUCCUGUACAGAGGAGGAAGACCAGCUCCAGCAGCUCUCUCUUCCAGACACCACAGCAGGCCACCUCUCACACCCCUUUCAGGACGCCAAAGAGUGUCCGCAGAGGGCCCGUGCCUGUUGAAGGGGCACCCAUCCUGGGUACACCAGAUUACCUGGCUCCAGAGCUUCUCUUGGGCAAAGCCCAUGUUUCAGGAAUUGUUAAUUGCGAUUUCAUGGUGGACUGGUGGGCACUAGGAGUCUGCCUGUUUGAAUUCCUGACCGGCGUACCUCCCUUCAACGAUGAAACUCCGCAGCUGGUGUUCCAGAACAUUCUCAACAGAGAUGUCCCAUGGCCAGACGGUGAAGAGGAACUGUCUCACAACGCGAGGAAUGCGAUUGAGAUCCUUCUCACUAUGGACAUGACCAGGAGAGCUGGCCUGAAAGAGCUGAAGGGCCAUGCUCUCUUUGAAGGCCUGGACUGGGAAAACCUCCAGAACCAGGUCAUGCCCUUCAUCCCUCAGCCAGAAGAUGAAACGGACACUUCAUACUUUGAAGCCAGGAACAAGGCCCAGCACCUGGCUGUUUCAGGGUUCAGCUUGUAGAGAACUGGUCAGUGGUCUUCUCCCCACUGUCUUCACAGCAACAACUUAUAAAAUCAGUGGUUAGAUAGAAGAGCUUUAUCAAGACUGUCAAGGACAGUCAAAAUGGAGACUUCAUGCCCCAUGCCCACACUACUAUUGAAAAAUAAUUAGCAAAAGAGAUUUCUAUUAUGAUUAAUACAAAUUAUGAUGGAUACUGAAUAGAUAAAUAUUAACAUUUAUAAGUAUCUUUGCUUCACAUAAAUUGAUAAACACUAAAUUAUCGAUUUAAUCUAUGCAGGCACAGAAAUUCUCAUAUGAAUUCAAAACUUUGUGAUUUAGAAUAUUGUAUGAAAAGGAAACGAGUAGCCAUUUUGUUUUAGGUGUAAAAUAUCUUCAAGUUUCUGCUUGUACUUAUGUACCUGUACCUGUACAUGUUCUGUAUGUUACCUGUAUGUGUUUUAAUAUGAGUGACACCUUUGAAGGUGCCUUUGAAUAGGCCUUCAGUAUUGUGGCAUGGAGUUUUUUUACUGCUCGAUGCCACGUUCAGGAAAUAGCCAACCAUGGCUUAUGUGCAAUUCUUUUAUCUCCUAUUCUUUUUUCAGCUGAUUGAUCUGUUUUUCUUUUAAACGGGCGUUGAGCAAUUUAUACUAUGUAAAGUCAAACUAUAAUGGAUACGAUUGGGCAACAGGUCCAAGGCUUGGACUGUUUUAGGAAUGAAAAGUGUAAUAAAAAUCACACUGUCAACCGUUUUAUAUCAUUAUAAUUCUAAUAUGUACGCACCCAUGCUAAUAAGACUGGUAGUCUACAAACCUGUUUUCAUGAUGGAAACUGGUGAAAUUGAAAAUAAAACAAGUAGGACAGAUGAGCUUUAUCAAGACUAAAAUAAAUAUGAACAUAAUGUCUAAGAAUAAAUGAGUGGAGGGGGAUUAAUAUAUGUAUGUAAUUGGUGUGCAUACUACAUGAAACGAGUCAGCACAAUUACACAUUUAAUAUGCACUAUUUGUGAAAUGGGGUCUAAACACUGGAACUGGGAGUCCGGCAGGCAUUUUCCCCAUCUUUGCUACCGUUAUUCUUAAUAAAUAUAAAGCGUCAAAAGAAAAGCACAAUGCUGACCACAGCCUGAGGGGACGUUGCUUGUGCCAAUUGGCAAAGGAUGCUGAGCCGGAGCUCUUCUUGCUAGAAUAUUCUUCACUCAAGGUUAUUGACUACUGGUGGUGGAGCACAGCACUGUACUUAACGUAGCACCCUCUCCCCUGCCUUCCGAUGAUAAAGUGCCACUGUAGGGCAUCCCCAUUCCAAAAUCAUUGCACAUUUAAUCUGGAGAAACCACAUUAUUGGAGAAAAUCUGGAUCCUAGAAAUCAGAUAUGCCCUUUUUGUAUCCAUAUUAAUAUUUGUGCAUUUUAAGUUGUCAUAUUUAAUUGUUUUUUUGUGUUUUCUUUCCUGUUUGGGUGUACAUUUUAUUUGUGUGACCUGUGCCAAAUUUUACAUUGUUUAAAAUGAAUAUAUGAUUUGUAUUAUUUUUCCAUAGUAUUUUCUUGAACACACUUAUUUCAUGCAGAAAAUGAGCUGUGUCCUGGAGAAGCCAUUUUGGAAGCUGUUUUGUAAAGCCAUUGCUGUCAAAUAUACGGUUCACCAAUUACUCCUCUUCUUUCCAAUACGAACAAGCCCUUUGAAAGAAUGAAACUGGUGAAGGGGAACAAUCCAAUGUUUGAUUCAGAUUCAUUAAAGCCUUUAACAAUUAUUAA